Alosa sapidissima (American shad) is the source of this 4282-nucleotide messenger RNA. RefSeq names its product calcium/calmodulin-dependent protein kinase kinase 1, alpha a (gene camkk1a). The transcript is spliced from 18 exons. The record is from RefSeq and is a predicted model, not a curated record. Gene Ontology annotation, molecular function: protein kinase activity; ATP binding. The coding region runs from base 671 to 2173 and encodes 500 amino acids. Gene Ontology annotation, biological process: activation of protein kinase activity; protein phosphorylation; CAMKK-AMPK signaling cascade. NCBI's taxonomy places the organism in Eukaryota, Metazoa, Chordata, Actinopteri, Clupeiformes, Clupeidae.
GAAAGUUGUCUGUACAGUAUAAUACGACUAUGGCAGUAUUUCAUCACACUGAGGGACUUGUUCUCCAAUGAUCGCGUGUUGCUUCUUAUCAACAUUCCGAGUCACAAAUAGCUAACCUUUCGUAAAGUGAAAGCGGGUGAAAGCUCCUGCAGCUAGGCGCUCCUAUCGGUCGGCAUUUAGCAAGCCUCUGUCCACACAGUGCGGAAGGGAGUACGGGAAAGAUGGGACACAUGUCAGCAUUCAGUUGGAAUGUAGGGGGCUUGGCAUGUGAGUGAGAUGCCAGAGUAGUUUACAUUCAUAACGUUUGUUUAUUAGAGACAUUUAGGUGUGAUAGCCUACCUAGAUUUGAGACUCAAGUAGGACAUGCUGCUUACAAACAAUAGCUAUUGACAGCGAGGACAGAAGUAGAAAACGGCAUUUACCGACAGAGCGAGCUGUCAACUGUGCCGCCUCCCCUCCUCUACACAGUGGUCCAGGACGGUCUGACACGAGUUGGCUGGGUUCACAGACCAUUCGCCUGCUCACCGCAUGAGGCCGUGGAAGUGAAGUGGCACCAUCGUGCUCCUUGCAUUGUGUGCACCUUUGCCUCGCACAGGAUCUUGCAGGGUGUUAAUGUGAGAGGUCACCAUCCACUCGCCGCCUUUGUGCUUCCCCCGCCGUGUGAAUCGCCAUGUCGAUGAGCAGUGACGCUGCCAAGAUUGGCGACAGGGUGGCCGCCCUCUCCAUGGCAGACGCCGCGGCCACCUCCGGGACGGCCGAUGCCUCCAACGGCGUGAGGAACGGCGCCGCUGCGAAGAAAACGCACGUCGCCCAGCGGCCGCAGCUCUCGGGCAGGAAGAUGUCGCUACAGGAGCGGGGCAUCUGCCAGUCAGCAGGAGGAGGAGGGCACCCGCACACAUCCCCCCGAGUGGCCCGCAGGCCCACCAUCGAGUCCAAGUGUAUCUCCAUCUCCGACUCCCAGGACUGCAUGCGGCUGAACCAGUACAAGCUCCAAAGUGAGAUAGGCAAGGGCUCCUAUGGGGUAGUGAAACUAGCCUACAAUGAAGACGACGAUAAGUAUUAUGCAAUGAAAGUGGUGUCGAAGAAGAAGCUGAUGAAACAAUGUGGAUUCCCCCGCCGUCCACCUCCCCGAGGCCCAAAAGCAGCUCAGGGGGAGCAGCCCAAAGUUCUAGGCCCCUUGGAGCGGGUUUACCAGGAGAUCGCCAUCCUCAAGAAACUGGACCACCUCAACAUAGUGAAGCUGGUGGAGGUUCUUGACGACCCAAGUGAGGACAAACUGCACAUGGUGUUUGAGCUGAUGCAGAAGGGACCUGUGAUGGAGGUACCCACGGACAGCCCCUUCACUGAGGAGCAGACGCGUCUCUAUUUUAGGGACAUGGUCCUCGGCAUUGAGUACCUGCACUACCAGAAGAUCGUCCACCGGGACAUCAAGCCGUCCAACCUGCUGCUGGGCGACGACGGCCAUGUGAAGAUCGCCGACUUUGGCGUCAGCAACCAGUUCGAGGGAAACGACGCGCUGCUGUCCAGUACUGCCGGCACGCCGGCCUUCAUGGCGCCCGAGACCCUCUCGGACGUGCGCAAGAGCUUCAGUGGGAAGGCUCUGGAUGUGUGGGCCAUGGGAGUGACCCUCUACUGUUUUGUCUUUGGCAAGUGCCCCUUUAUUGAUGAAUACAUCUUGGCUCUUCACAACAAAAUCAGGAGUAAGCCUGUGGAGUUUCCUGAAACGCCAACCAUUAGUGAAGAGCUGAAAGACCUCAUCCUAAAAAUGUUGGACAAGAAUCCAGACACCAGGAUCACAAUACCGGAGAUCAAACUGGACCCGUGGGUGACGCAGAAGGGAGCAGACCCGCUGCCUCUAGAGGAGGAGCACUGCUCUGCUGUGGAGGUGACGGAGGAGGAGGUGCAGAACUCGGUCAAGUGUGUGCCCAGCCUGUCUACUGUGAUCCUGGUGAAGUCCAUGCUGAGGAAGCGGUCGUUUGGGAAUCCGUUUGAGUGCCCGAGCAGGAGGGAGGAGAGGUCCAUGUCCGCCCCUGGAAGCCUAUUAAUGGACUCGUGGCCGUUUCGCCCCUCUCUAAAAAAACUCCACCCCUCCUUAAGAAAAGGGAGUAGUGGCGAGGCGGGCCGUGAUUUGGAGCUGGAGGACCUGCAUGAAGACGAACCCCCCUCCUCCUGAGAGGCCCCUCUGACCCCGCCUGCCCCUGUGGCCCCUGGUCUCGUGUGUGCCCCCCCCCCCCCCCCCCCCCCCCCAACCCAGCCCUUUAGCUACUCCACUCACCCACUCACUUCUCUACUCUUAACUCUCACAUAAGCUCGACCUUCAACCCCGGUUUGACCCUUGUGACCCCUGUGCCACCCCUCCUGCAGUUACAGUGCAUAUAUAUACAUAUAUCUUCUCUCCAGCGUUGUACUCUGAAUGUCACUACCAUCCUGAUUAUAAGCAGCUAAGGCAUGUUCAAGUUCACAUCUAUCCUUGACUAAUGGCUAAUAGCAGUUUGUCGCUAAGCUAUCACUCAAUUCGGUGGAAUUUCAACCCACGCACUGAUAAUUUCAGGGCUCAUUCUUUGUUGAGAGAGUACAUUGGAAGCGGGAAGGAAUGUUGUGUGGUCAUCUGAACACUUUGAACACUUUAAGAGUUCAUUAUUUGUGAUCCAAAUCCAGCUACCCUUUUGAAGAAAAUGUUCAUAUGCACCCACACACAAACAAACAAACAAACUGUCCAUACAUACAUACCUAAAUGCAAACAUAAUACAUACUGUGUAUACAUAAACUGUACAUGGACCAGGAAACCUUAUAAGCUAUCACAAUCCCAUUCCUUUUCAUUCAUACAUGCAUUUCCACUGAGAGGAUGCACUUGUGGAGAGCUGCUAUUCCUCACAUCAGAGCGCUAGCUUCAGCCAGCCUGCUCGCGUCGUGUCCAUUCCCUGCUGAGCCAGGCCUCCUAGUGGCCACAGGAUCUGGAUUUGAGCCACUCCCCUUCUUCACAUAUCCAUGACGGCCGAACUCUUCACCACAAAGAGAGAGAAAGAUGGAGAGAGAGAGAAGGACCGAAUCAGUGGACAGGAAAGCAGUCUCCCAUGGUCAGCUGGCAUGCACAGGAGGAGAGCAUCGAUUCAGGCAACUGUGGGGCCUGGAUGGUGCCUUGGGAAGGUCCUGCGUGUCUGUCCCCUGCACUCUCUCUCUCUCUGUGUGUGUGUGUGUGUUUGUGUGUGUGUGUGUUUGUGUGUGUGUGUGUGUGUGUGUGUGUGUGUGUGUGUCAGCUUAUCUGUGCCGGCAUGCGCUCUCGCUCUCUGCCACAGACACCAGCCAGCCACUCGAAUGCCGCCAAUCAAAACUCAAGGCAGAAAAGAUCUGUGUGUGUGUGUGUGUGUGUGUGUGUGUGUGUGUGUGUGUGUGUGUGUGUGUGUGUGCAUGGUUUAUUUAGUUUUUCCAUGAAGCCUUUUUUGUAGAAAUGGCAAAGGAGGAGCUCAGUGGCCAUAUUGACUUUGUGGAGUCAGAACAUGAACGCUAACUAACGAGAGGUCAACGCUAUGUAGCCUCUCCUGGAUUUCUAGCACACUGUUUUGUUAUAUGUAAAUACUGUAUGUAAAUUAUGUUUACUGUCUGUUUGUUAGUCUCCCCUUUGCUUCCCCAGCAGUGUCUAGCAUUAUGCCUACUUUGGCUGUUUUAUUUUUUUUCUCGUCAACACACAGUUUUGAUUGUAUCCCUAUGAUGCACUAACCAAAUAAUGCUGUUCCCAGGUUGUCAAAACAUUGUGUUGCUGUGGCUCUCUAUUUGCAUGCGUAUAUUCCACAAGUGUGGUCAGAAGAUCUCAACAUCAGAUGGUAAAUGUGGUAUCAGUACGUUGCCCUGUCUUUACCUACAGGAAUAAGACCGGUAGGCGGAUGCACUGGCACGGUCUGCUCGCUCAGUAUGGAGUCUCAUAACGACGGAUGAUUACGAGUAAUUACGAUAAGGAGUAAUUACGAGCAUGCUGCAGGGACCUGUCAGAGAGGGCACACAUUUUGGCGAAGGGGAAGUUGUGGGGAAGUAGCAGGUGUUUAAAGUGAGAGAAGAUAUUGAGAAAUGAAGUGUAAAGCACAUUCAAAUGUUUACCUUUCCUCGUGCGUGUGACCUGCAAGUGUUUUUGUAAGGAGCAUGGUAUUGACUGAGUGGGUUGGUAUGUCAUUUAGAAUGCCUUUAAUCCUCUUCUCUUCUCUCUCUCUCUCUCUCUCUCUCUCUCUCUCUCUCCUCUCUCUCUCUCUCUCUCUCUCUUCCUAUGUGUUCUUUACACCCUUGUAGUCAA